This is a messenger RNA of Paramecium tetraurelia, 1323 nucleotides long. RefSeq lists its product as uncharacterized. Lineage: Eukaryota; Ciliophora; Oligohymenophorea; Peniculida; Parameciidae. Gene Ontology annotation, cellular component: cytoplasm; nucleus. Gene Ontology annotation, biological process: signal transduction; peptidyl-serine phosphorylation; endocytosis. Gene Ontology annotation, molecular function: protein serine/threonine kinase activity. The transcript is spliced from 4 exons. The record is from RefSeq and is a predicted model, not a curated record.
AUGUACUAAGAUAUAGAUUAUAAUGAGGCCAACAAUGUGAACGCACCAAAAACCUCAACAGAGCACAGUAAUACAAAAUCAUCUGAUUCGUAAAGAAAAUUAUCUCAAAUGAAAUAUAAUAAUAAAGAAAAUCCAGUCAUUAUUGAUAAUAAAUACAUAUUGCUUAAUGUAAUCUAUUAAGGAAAGACUUCAACAAUCUUUGAAGGUAAUAACACUACUAUUUUCAAAGCAAUCAAUUUAUAAAUACAAUAGGCAUGUGUUGUUAGGAUGACUAUUUUAUCAAAAACUGACAAUAGCACUAAAAUACUUUAGUACUUUAAAACUUAAUUCGAGAAUCAGUAUGAGGAGAAAUAUUAAAGUGGAAAAAUAACAUAGAACCCAUAAGAUUGUCUCGUGAGAUUGAUCGAUCAUGGAGUUUUCAUGAAUCAAUAUAAUUAUCAAGUUCUCAACAAAACCGGUCCUAGCUUAAAAUUUUGGUUCAACUUUUGGAAAUCAAGGUUUUCCUUUGAAUGCAUAAUUUUAGUCAUUCUGAAAACAGUAAUAAUGUUAACAUUUUAGAUUGAUGCUCUGUAGUUAUUGCAUUCUGGCAACUUUAUUCAUGCGAAUUUAAAUAUGUAGAGUCUAUUAACAAGUCUGGAAAAUUAGAGGACACUUUCCUUAGGCAAUCUAUAAUAGGCAAUAGUAUUCAAACCAAAUUCAAAGAUAGUCUAAAAAUGUCAACAUUUAAAUAAAUAUUCAAGUUUGGGAUAGCAUCUAGGAAUAUUUUAUCCCAAAGAUGAUUUAGAAAGUCUACUCUAUAUUGUAAUAUAAUUAUUGACAGAUGGAGAAUUCUUUGAUUAUUAAAAAAAAUUUAAGACAAGAGCAGACAAGUUAUAAUGGUAUUUUUCGACUAAGCAUUCAUUUCUACCUGAAAAGGUUCUUAAAAAUUAUCCCCCUUGUUUUACAGACUUUGCUAAUAAGAUAAAAUUCCUAAACCCAAUGGAAUUACCAGUGAAUUACGAUGCUUUAAAGGCUGUAUUUAAGGGAUGCAAAAAUUUGGAAUUUGAUUGGAGUUCUUUAAUUAAUGGAUUAAAGAAGAACAGCGGAAAAACUAGUCAAUAAGUAUCGACAUAAAAUUUAGAAUUUAAAUCUGGAUAAGUAUCACUUGAUACAAUUAAUGAAUCAUUAAAUGAAUAAGUCAUUGAUUUACAUCAUCGUUUAGUGAAAACUCAAAAACAUAUUGGAGAUCAUUGUGAUUACAAUCCAGAAACUUAAGAAUCUGAUGGGGAAAUCUCUUUUGAAGAAGAAUCAACAGAUAAAAGCUAUGUUUACUGCUUCAAAUGA